GUUGAUGUUGUCGCGCGCGCGCCGCUCUCUCAUCUCGAGAAUAAGGCUACGUUUAUUUGCUUGCACAGUACGUCUUCCAUGACUCGACGUUGAAUUAAAGUGGUAUUGAGAUUUUUUGGUUACGCUCGGCGAAAAGUUUGUACAUUUCGUGGCUCAAUCGUUACCAUUCGAUUAAGCGUUUAUUGGAGUAUCGACCUACUUGCCAGCAUCGUCUGGGUGGGCCAAGGCCGUCGAGCUUCGCCCUGUCGACAAUGUCCAACCAAAGAGUUCGAUACAUGAAGAGUUUAGCGAGACGGAUCUUAAUUGAGAAUCGGAAAAGAUGCAGGCUGAAACGGAAGGUAUAUGUGCUAUCGACGAUUUUGACACUACUCUGAUUCCGGUGGAAAUCUUACCUUGCGAUGUGACACCAAGAACUAGAGGAACGGAUGCUCUAUCCAUUGUUGAGCUAGGUAAACAGUUAUUACAUAGCGCUAAAAAUGGAGAUACAGAACUUGUCCGUGAUCUCAUGUGUAGAGGCGCGCCGUUCACAACAGACUGGCUCGGGACAAGCGCCCUACAUUUUGCUGCGCAAAACAAUCAUACGGAAACAGCUGAAGUACUAUUGAGAGCAGGAAUAUCCAGAGAUGCAAGAACCAAAGUUGAUAGAACACCAUUACACAUGGCUGCAUAUGAAGGUCAUCAUGAAAUGGCUCAGUUAUUACUUAAUUAUGGUGCAGAAGUCGAUAGUAGAGAUAUGCUUAAAAUGACACCUUUACACUGGUCCAUUGAAAAAGAACACGCAGAAGUUAUGUUAGUGCUUCUUGAGCACGGAGCAGAUCCAAACAGUAAUAGUAAAUUUAAUAAAACACCGGUCAGCCUUGCUUUGGAACACGAUCGACUAGAUUUAGUGGAUAUGCUCCAGCAGGAACGUGAAGUAAUUAAUGUACAUCAAAAUCAAUUACAGUCAGCUGAAAUUGAAGCUGCUACACAGAAUUUAAUGCAAUUAGAAGCAGAAAGACAAAAAGAAGAACAAGAACGUAUUGAAUUUGAACAGCAACAGCAAAAGCGAAGACUUGCCCAAUUAGCUGCAAAUAAGAAGCAGAGAAUGGUCUUUCAACAAAUUAGGGUUCAACCUAUCAAUGAAGUUGAGCAAGUAAAAGAAGGACUGCAGAGGCUAGACGAUAAAACUGUUCACCACGAAAGAAAAAGACAUAGAGAUGUUACAAAUUUAAUGGGAGUUGAGCAACCGUUAAGAUUGCUGCAGGCUCAUGGCAUCACUAUGAUUCCAGUAGAUAACGAUGCAACUAUCGUCGAAAAUGCUAUGGAAAGUGGGCAAACCGUUGUUCUUACAGAAGCGGGAAAACUUGCAUUAAAUCUUACAAGAUCAAAUCCACUUAACAUAACACCCAUCAAACGUUUGCAAAUGGGUGCCAGAAAAGGAAAUUCAAGAAAAGUUAUUACGAUUAGAGCUGAUCAAAUUCUGGGUCAAAAUCAGCCAACGAUUACACCACGAGGACCAAAUAUCUUGAAAAGAACAGCCAGCGAUGGAAAGAGCACAGGAAAAAUUUUCCUUACAUCAAUUGGAAAUGCAACAACGGGAAUCCCGACGCUUGCCUCCACAAAAACAACUAUUUCCCCAAUGAAGAAACCUUUAAUAACGCCAAAAACGGAACCUAUACUUUUACAUCUAGACGACAAAAUUGAAAUAUUUGAGGAAGAUAAUAACAAAACGCCGAUUAUGGACGUUGCAGAAUUAAAUAGAAAGUUGGCGGAAGCUCGAAGAGAAGCCGACGAGUAUCGAAGACAAUUACAAAAAAAAGAAGAGGAAGCUGAAAUUUACAAGCAACAAUUGAAGAAUAUAGCAGCUCAAAAGACUAUGAUGAAGUGAUUUAAUAGUGCCUCUUCAUUCAAAAGACUAACAAUUUUUGAACUCUUAAUAGAGUUAUUAAUGUUCCAAGACAUUCAAAUUUAGUUUUUAACUUUUUUUACGAAUUUGUGGAACAUAAUCAAGAGUCAAAUGGUGUGUUUUCCUAUGGUGUCUGUCAAAAAUAAGAAAAGUUGCAUUUUUUUUACAAAUAUUUAUCAU
Ceratosolen solmsi marchali is the source of this 2065-nucleotide messenger RNA. RefSeq names its product Ada2a-containing complex component 3 (gene Atac3). The transcript has 7 exons. Gene Ontology annotation, molecular function: protein binding; transcription cis-regulatory region binding. The record is from RefSeq and is a predicted model, not a curated record. Gene Ontology annotation, biological process: positive regulation of transcription by RNA polymerase II. Gene Ontology annotation, cellular component: nucleus. NCBI's taxonomy places the organism in Eukaryota, Metazoa, Arthropoda, Insecta, Hymenoptera, Agaonidae. Bases 320 to 1867 code for a protein of 515 amino acids.